Messenger RNA from Neohortaea acidophila, 1471 nucleotides. RefSeq lists its product as uncharacterized. Gene Ontology annotation, molecular function: DNA-binding transcription factor activity. Lineage: Eukaryota; Fungi; Ascomycota; Dothideomycetes; Mycosphaerellales; Teratosphaeriaceae. The record is from RefSeq and is a predicted model, not a curated record. The transcript has 4 exons. The coding region runs from base 200 to 973 and encodes 257 amino acids. Gene Ontology annotation, biological process: regulation of DNA-templated transcription.
GUAUUCGAGAAGCAGGACGAGAAAAUUAGCGAUCGAUCUAGAGGCGGACUAAUAUGUGUUCCGCACUGUCAGCUUUACAGCAUGGCAGUGCACACCACGCUUCUCUCAUCGAUCUUUGGAAUCGCUGUCCCCUUAGCUAUACAAGCCGCCCACGCCGUGGCGACCAAGCAUUUCUGCCCGCACCCAACCCCACGAUGCAAUGGCACAGCGAUCGAACAAUGCAAUGGCACAGCGAAGGGAUAAGUCUGUCCCCGGCUUCCGCUCGUUCUGGGAGACGUCGAAGAAGAAGGCUGCCGCGCAGAACUUGACCUUUGUACAAGUCGAUGCGGAACAAGCGGGCGGCUCCAGAAGAAAGAGUAGUACAAAAGGAAAGGACGCCGUGACAUUCGUGGAGACAUCAGAUCGCCGAAGCUCCGACUCUCAACCGCCUCCGAAUCGAAGACAGCAGGUCUACCAGGCACAGAAACGGCAUCGACUGCGGAAAGCAGAGUACGCGCAGAGUCUGGAGCAAGAGAUUGAGCAAGUAAAGUACCUGCACUCCUUGGCCAGCGCCGACGCCCAGAGAUUCGCCAGCGAGAACGCGGCCAUCAACCAAUACCUCGUGUCGCAAGGUCUGCUCACCGAGUCCGACCGAGCCCCUUCAUUGCAGCUCUUCCCAACGGCUCAGACACAUCUCGAUCCCAAUUUAGACGUCGACCCUAACAACCUAUUCGACAUGAGCUCCGAGCCUGACAGCACGAGCGAGGGGUCAACGAACGACAUGGAGGAGGAUGAACGAUCGCGGAGCGGAGAAAGCUACGUCCUGAUGACGGAGUCGAGGUUUCCCGAUCCUCGUACGGAGGCUGCGAGUCAAUCGAAGAUCAAGCACUGUCAAGAGCUGUUGAUGAAGGGUGUACAGCCGUUUGGGCCGGACGAAGAAGACGACAAGAAGACGUGGAAAGGGUUGGCGGAUCUCAUUCUGAGAGAGCGAUGAUAUUUGUCGUGUUGUCGAGUCUGGGAAUCAGGCACAGCGCGUCGAAAUGGGCGAGAGAUCCAUGAGUAUCUCGCGACUUUUUACAUUAGCGAAGCGACUCCCUGCAUACCAUGGGAAAUUCGAACCAUACGCUUCGAGACACUUUCGAACCUGACGAGCAAUAGGAAAGAGGAUGCUGUCACGUCGAGAGAAUUGGCUUGUUGCUGAAAUCUGCAUGGACGGCCGCGAACGGAUGCUGACGAAUGGUUGGCGCAGACGUUGACAUGCGUGUCACUCCGAUUUGGCGAAUUCAACGGCCGCGAUAGAUGUAUGAUGCCUCUGAAUGAUUCAAACUAUGUCGAGUAUUCAUCCAAAGUGUCAUCAAGUAGUCGUGUUAGCGGAAGCGGUGGAAGAUGGUGUCUUGAGGCGCGGCCGAGAACGGUCCACGGCCAUGGCGAGGAGCGAGCAGCCUAAUUUGGAAAUCUUUUACUGGAGAGCCCUCCCUCCCUACUGCACGCG